GAGCUCACUUGCUCACACUUUCCCCAUCUCUCUCCCUCCCCCCUCAACAAAACUACGACACGAUGGAGUUCGUCCCUGCUCCAGCGGUCCACCGUGUUCUCUGCGCUGACUGUGGAACACCGAUUGUGCCCAACUCUGCCAAUCUCUGCGUCGCUUGUCUUCGGAAUACGGUCGAUAUCACAGAAGGGAUCCCAAAACAAUCAUCCGUCUCGUUCUGCAGAAACUGCGAGCGCUUCCUCUCCCCGCCGCAGGCAUGGACGCUCGUGCAGCCCGAGUCGCAGGAGCUACUCGCGAUCUGCCUCAAGAAGCUCAAGGGGCUCAACAAGGUCCGGCUCACGGACGCGCACUUCAUCUGGACGGAGCCGCACUCGAAACGGCUUAGGGUGUCGCUCACUAUUCAGAAGGAGGUGCUCACGAACACGGUCCUGGAGCAGGUCUUCGAGGUCGAAUACCUCGUGCAGCACGGGCAGUGUCCCGACUGCGCGCGGCUCGCAGCGAAGAACACGUGGAAGGCGCUCGUGCAGGUCCGGCAAAAAGUCUCGCACAAGCGGACGUUCCUGUUCCUCGAGCAGCUCAUCCUCAAGCAUAGCGCGCAGAAGGAAACGAUCUCGGUGAAGGAGGUGCGGGAUGGGCUGGAUUUCUUCUACAGCCAGCGGAGCCAUGCGAUUAAGAUGGUGGAGUUUCUAGCGGGCGGCGUUCCCACACGGUCAAAGGGCUCAGAGCAGCUCCUCUCGACGGACACGCACUCGGGCACGGCCAACUACAAGUUCACUUACUCGGUCGAGAUCGCGCCGAUAUGCAAGGACGACCUCGUCUGCAUCCCGCCCAAGCAAGCAAAACAGCUCAGCAACAUCUCCCCGCUCACGAUCUGCACGCGCGUCGGCAACUCGCUCCAGCUCACGGAUCCGGCCACGUUGCAGAGUGUCGAGGUCACCGCGGCGGUGUACUGGCGCGCGCCGUUCGCGUCGCUCGCGAACGUGACGGACCUCGUCGAGUUCACCGUGCUCGACAUCGAGCCAUCGGGCCCCACGCGCGGCAAAUGGGUCCUCGCCGACGCGCAGACGCACGGCGGGGACGAUGAAGACAUGUUGAUGGACUACGAGGGCUCGGCGUACGCGAAUCAGAUCUUCCACACGCGCACGCACCUCGGCGCGAUUCUCCAGCCUGGCGACGCGGUCAUGGGAUACCACCUCACGAACGCGAAUUACAACUCGGACGACUUCGCGGCUGUGUCGGCCGAUCGCGUGCCGGAUAUUGUACUCGUGAAGAAGGCGUAUCCGAACAGGCGGAAGAAGAACCGGACGAGAGAGUGGAAGCUGCGGAGUAUGGCCAAAGAAGAGGGCGAGGAGGGCGAGACGGGGGCGGGGCGGGGUGUCGUUGGGAGGAUGGGAGGACGGGACCAGAAGAAGGUCGAGGAGGACUACGAGCUGUUCUUGCGCGAGUUGGAGGAGGACCCGGAGCUGCGUGGGGCUGUCAACCUGUACAAGGCGAAGGAUGUGCGGAUGCGGGAUGCUGCUGCUGCUGCCGCACAGGAUGGCGCACGUGCAGGGAAGAAGAAGGGAGGGCAGUACGGUAUGGAAGUGGACGAUUCGGCGCAACGGAGCCAGGCAGAAGGGCAUGCAGAGGAAACGGAGGGAGAAGAAGACGAGGGGGAUUUCCCAGAUGUCAAGCUAAACGAGCUGCUAGAGGAUUUCGACGAGAUGACGCUUGGGGACGAUGCGGAGCAGCAGCAGUCAUAGUAUUCAGUUUCAGUUGGUCUUAGCAGUGCUUAUCUCAUGUCCCAGGGCCUUUGUUUGAGAUUGUCAAGGGCGACAUUAGAUCGUUUGAGCUUUGCAGGUUUCUGGAUUUUUCGAUACAUUUUUCGGUCGACUUUUUGUCGAGACCGGCAAAAGUUACCGAAGACUCAGCUGGCUGCUCGCUGUAAACAACAGUCUAUUCGUGUAAAGUAGCUUGUCAGGGAAACGAUUUCGUCAAAAUAACAUGGAUACCAUU
This is a messenger RNA of Coniophora puteana RWD-64-598 SS2, 1992 nucleotides long. RefSeq names its product NMD3-domain-containing protein. The record is from RefSeq and is a predicted model, not a curated record. The coding region runs from base 63 to 1739 and encodes 558 amino acids. Gene Ontology annotation, biological process: ribosomal large subunit export from nucleus. NCBI's taxonomy places the organism in Eukaryota, Fungi, Basidiomycota, Agaricomycetes, Boletales, Coniophoraceae. Gene Ontology annotation, molecular function: ribosomal large subunit binding. The transcript is spliced from 7 exons. Gene Ontology annotation, cellular component: cytoplasm; nucleus.